This is a messenger RNA of Penicillium angulare, 1713 nucleotides long. RefSeq names its product FACT complex subunit POB3. The transcript has 5 exons. Gene Ontology annotation, cellular component: nucleus; FACT complex. Lineage: Eukaryota; Fungi; Ascomycota; Eurotiomycetes; Eurotiales; Aspergillaceae. Gene Ontology annotation, molecular function: histone binding; DNA binding; nucleosome binding. The record is from RefSeq and is a predicted model, not a curated record. The coding region runs from base 1 to 1713 and encodes 570 amino acids.
AUGAAGUGGGAGAGCUUUGACAAUAUCCACCUAGAUCUCUCCGAGACCGCCGGCAAAUGCAAGUUGGCAGAGAGCGGUCUGGGCUGGCGCCCAUCUGGCGGCGGUGACACCUUUACUUUAGAUAGCAGCAACAUCGGUGGCGCUCAAUGGAGUCGCGCCGCGAAAGGAUUCGAAUUAAGGAUUCUAUCGCGAUCAUCUGGUGUCAUUCAGCUGGAUGGCUUUGACCAAGAGGAUUUCGAGCGCUUGUCCAAGGCUUUCAAGAUUUGGUACGGGAUCAACGUUGAGGCCCGCGAACACGCCCUGCGAGGAUGGAACUGGGGAAAGACAGAGUUUUCCAAGGGAGAAUUAUCCUUCAGCGUCCAGAAUCGACCCGCCUUUGAAGUCCCAUACUCCGAGAUCUCUAAUACCAAUCUUGCUGGAAAGAACGAAGUGGCGGUGGAGUUCGCACUCUCAACGGCGGAUUCCAAUGGACAGCCUGCUGGUAGAACUAAGAACCGCGGUCGCAAGGCUGCUGCAGGCCCCGAUGAGUUGGUGGAAAUGCGAUUCUACAUCCCAGGCACAGCUGUGAAGAAGGAGAAGGCAGAGGAUGCCGAGGGCGACGAGGAAGGAAAAGAAAAUGAUGAAGAAGAGAAAGAGGAGCAAAACGCGGCCAAUCUCUUCUACGAGACGCUUAUGGACAAGGCUGAGAUCGGAGAUGUGGCUGGCGACACAUUUGCUACGUUCCUGGAUAUUCUGCAUCUGACACCUCGUGGUCGUUUCGAUAUCGACAUGUACGAAUCAUCCUUCCGACUCCGCGGUAAGACAUACGAUUACAAGAUUCAAUACUCCGCCAUCAAAAAGUUCUUCCUGCUCCCUAAGAAUGACGACACUCACACGCUCAUUGUGCUGGGUCUGGACCCUCCUCUGCGCCAGGGUCAGACCCGUUACCCGUUCCUGGUUAUGCAGCUGAAGCUGGACGAGGAAAUUAGUCUGGAACUCAAUAUGACAGAGGACCUGCUGCAAAGCCAAUACAAGGAUAAGCUGCAACCACACUACGAGGAACCGAUCCAUCAGGUGGUCACCAAGAUCUUCCGAGGUCUAUCCGGUAAAAAGGUGAUCAUGCCGUCUAAAGACUUCGUCAGUCAUCACGGCCACCACGGUGUCAAGUGUUCCAUCAAGGCCAACGAGGGUCUCCUCUACUUCCUAGAUAAGAGCCUGAUGUUCGUGCCCAAACCGGCGUCUUACAUUCAGAUGGAGCAUGUGGCGGUGGUGACGAUGUCGCGUGUUGGCGGCGCUGUCUCGGCCAGCCGCACCUUUGACAUCACAGUGAGCCUGAAGGGCGGUCAGGGCGAACACCAGUUCAGUAACAUUAAUCGCGAGGAACAACAACCGCUGGAGGACUUCUUCAAGGCUAAGGGUAUUCGCAUUAAGAACGAAAUGGCUGAAGAAAGCACUACUUUGCUCAAGGCAGCCCUUGACAACAAUGAUCUGGAUUCCAGUGGUGAUGAGGGUGUCGCUGCCGACCGUGGCUCGGCUGAUGAGGAUUCUGAUUCUCCCGACGAGGAUUUCAAUGCCUCCUCAGACUCUGAUGUGGCUGAGGAGUUUGACUCUGACCACGAGAGCAGUGGAGGCAGUGACGAGGAGAUGGCCGAUGCUUCUGAUGGUGGCGGUAACAAAGAUGUUGAUAUGGAUGAAAGCACCCGGCCUAAGAAGAAGAGCAAGACCGGCAAAUAA